UACCACUACUAGUGCUCUUCUCCUAUCCUCCUAUCCUCUUCUCUGCAGUUCAUGGUAGAAACUGUGUAAAUAAAAUCAUUUGCAGCUUCGAAUGGAAUUAUCAGCCGUUACCUUGAAUGGGUUUACAUAUGUUGUAGCACUAAUUGGAGGCCUUAUCUGGUUGGGGCUAAGCUGGAAGAAGAAGAAGAAACCUUACCUGCCUCCAGGUCCUCCCGGAUGGCCUCUUGUAGGCAAUGUCCUUGAACUCAGAGGCUGGAAACAAUCAUUUCAGCAGUAUGUUCACAAACUCCACAAAUUAUAUGGCCCAAUCAUAACCCUCAGAUUGGGGUCUCGUCCUCUGAUUAUAGUAGCCAGCCACGAGUUCGCUUAUGAAGCCUUGAUACACAAGGGUUCCAUCUUUGCCGACAGGCCAGCUGUGAAGGGGGGCCGGAAGCUUUUCACACACAACCAGACGAGCAUCAAUUCGGCCGCCUACGGCCCGUUCUGGCGAACAUUGAGGCGAAAUCUGGUGAGCGAAACUCUGAGCGCCUCUUCACUCAAGUCCUUCCGGAAGGGCAGAGAAUGGGGAAUUGAGGUUUUGAUGAACAGGUUAAGAAACGAGGCAGAGCAGGGUUCAGGGCUUGUGAAAUUGAUCGACCACUUGAGGCAUGCGGCAUUCUGUACCCUCCUCUACAUGUGUUUUGGGGCUCGAUUAGAGGAGAAAAUCGUGAGAGAUGUGGAGUGCAUCCAAAGGGAUGUCAUUUUACGUGCGGGGAAAACGCAAGCGGACGAUAUUUUCCCAGUUUUGGGUUUUGUUUUCAGGAAGCGGUGGAAGCGGUUGCAGGGGAUGCGUCAGCGCCAGAUGGAAAUCUUAGGUGAGCUUAUUAACCGGCGUCGGGCGGUCUUGGCGGAGGGCAUGGCGGGGGAGUGCAGGGCAUACAUUGAUACUUUGCUUUGUUUGACGGUGGAGGGUGGAAGAGGCCUGAAUGACGCUGAAUUGGUUACGCUCUGCUCGGAAUUCCUGAAUGCCGGGACGGAUACGACCUCCACUACCCUGCAAUGGGCGAUGGCGAACUUGGUGAAAGAUGAAGGCGUCCAGAGCAGAUUGUACGAGGAAAUAGUGAAUGUUGUGGGUAAGGAAAGAGCGGUGGAAGAGGAGGAUGUUUCGAGAAUGGUGUAUCUGGAGGCCUUGGUGAAGGAGACCCUGCGACGCCACCCACCAGGGCAUUUGGUUUUGAUGCACGCAGUUACAGAGGCGUCCACUGUUGGUGGGUACGAUGUUCCGGCGAAUGCAAUGAUCAAUUUCUCCGUCCGGGAAAUGGGUAAUGAUCCCCGUGUGUGGGAAAACCCUAACGAAUUCAGGCCAGAUCGGUUCUUGUGUGAUGAUGUGGAUCUGACGGGGAUUAGAGAGAUAAAGCUGAUGCCGUUUGGCGUGGGGAGGAGGAUUUGUCCCGGAAUUGGAUUGGCUAUGAUGCAUGUUCAGCUUGUGGUGGCUCGAUUGGUGCAGAAAUUUGUGUGGGAGAGCAAACCGGGGGAACCCGUUGAUCUUGCCGAGGUGGAGGAAUUCACGGUAGUUAUGAAGAAUCCGCUACACGCCGUAAUGAAACAGAGGGAUUGACAUUAUGGAUAUCCUUUGCCAAAUUCAUAAAGCACAAUCACAUUUUGGAGAACAAAAUGUAGAGAGGGAAAGAUGGAAGUUGAGGCUACAAGUUCACAUUUUCAAAAUGGAGCAUAAAACAUGCUUGCAUUUUGUGCUAUUUUUGGUCCAUUGGUUGCUUAGAUGUUAGCUCUAGAAAAUGGACCUCUUAAUCAAUGAAUGUCUCAAAACUUGUACUAUAUUAUUUUGGUUGGAGGAUAAGUUUAUAAGUGGAAAAAUACAAAUGUGCAAAAUAGUCCCUAAGUUUGAUUUUAUCCCUAUGGAAUUUGACUCUUUUUCUCA
Cryptomeria japonica (Japanese cedar) is the source of this 1918-nucleotide messenger RNA. RefSeq names its product cytochrome P450 77A1. The transcript has 2 exons. The coding region runs from base 92 to 1597 and encodes 501 amino acids. Gene Ontology annotation, molecular function: oxidoreductase activity, acting on paired donors, with incorporation or reduction of molecular oxygen, NAD(P)H as one donor, and incorporation of one atom of oxygen; iron ion binding; heme binding. Gene Ontology annotation, cellular component: membrane. The record is from RefSeq and is a predicted model, not a curated record. NCBI's taxonomy places the organism in Eukaryota, Viridiplantae, Streptophyta, Pinopsida, Cupressales, Cupressaceae.